Messenger RNA from Numida meleagris (helmeted guineafowl), 2458 nucleotides. It is a transcript of the gene TYR, whose product is annotated as tyrosinase. Bases 1 to 1590 code for a protein of 529 amino acids. The transcript is spliced from 5 exons. Gene Ontology annotation, biological process: pigmentation; melanin biosynthetic process. Gene Ontology annotation, molecular function: tyrosinase activity. The record is from RefSeq and is a predicted model, not a curated record. NCBI's taxonomy places the organism in Eukaryota, Metazoa, Chordata, Aves, Galliformes, Numididae.
AUGUUUCUGUUUGCCAUGGGCUUACUGCUGGCCAUCUUUCAGCCAUCCACUGGGCAGUUCCCCAGAGUCUGUGCAAAUACACAGAGCUUGCUGAGGAAGGAGUGCUGUCCUCCCUGGGAUGGAGAUGGGUCCCCUUGCGGGGAGCGUUCCAACAGAGGAACCUGCCAGCGCAUCCUUCUCUCUCAGGCUCCUCUGGGACCACAGUUCCCUUUCUCAGGAGUGGAUGACAGAGAGGAUUGGCCUUCUGUGUUCUACAACCGGACAUGCAGAUGUAGAGGCAAUUUCAUGGGAUUCAACUGUGGGGAGUGCAAGUUUGGCUUCUCAGGACAAAACUGCACGGAAAGGCGACUGAGAACAAGAAGAAACAUCUUCCAGCUCACCGUCAGUGAGAAGGACAAGUUCCUUGCCUACCUUAACCUGGCAAAGAACAUCCCCAGUGAGGACUAUGUCAUUGCUACUGGCACAUACGCUCAGAUGAACAACGGCUCCAACCCCAUGUUCAGAAAUAUCAAUGUGUAUGAUCUCUUCGUCUGGAUGCAUUAUUAUGCCUCUCGAGACACACUCUUAGGUGGAUCCAACGUAUGGCGGGACAUUGAUUUUGCCCAUGAAGCCCCUGGUUUUCUGCCUUGGCAUCGUGCUUUUCUGCUGCUGUGGGAACGUGAGAUACAGAAGAUAACAGGUGAUGAGAACUUCACCAUCCCCUACUGGGACUGGCGAGAUGCAGAGGACUGUGUGAUCUGCACUGAUGAAUAUAUGGGUGGCCAACACCCCACCAACCCUAAUUUACUCAGCCCAGCAUCAUUUUUCUCGUCAUGGCAGGUAAUCUGCACUCGAUCUGAAGAGUACAACAGCCAACAGGCUUUAUGCAAUGCCACUAGUGAAGGGCCUAUACUUCGAAAUCCUGGAAACAAUGACAAAUCAAGGACCCCAAGGCUCCCAUCUUCAUCAGAAGUUGAAUUUUGUCUGUCACUCACUCAGUACGAAUCUGGAUCCAUGGACAAAAUGGCCAAUUACAGCUUCAGAAACACUUUGGAAGGCUUUGCUGAUCCACACACUGCAAUAUCAAACAUAUCUCAGAGUGGUUUGCAUAACGCGCUUCACAUCUACAUGAACGGCUCCAUGUCCCAAGUACAAGGCUCUGCGAAUGAUCCUAUCUUCAUCCUGCACCAUGCAUUUGUUGACAGCAUUUUUGAGCGGUGGUUAAGAAGACAUAGACCCAUGCUAGAAGUUUACCCUGCAGCCAACGCACCCAUUGGGCACAAUCGAGAAAAUUACAUGGUUCCCUUUAUCCCUCUUUACAGAAAUGGAGAAUUUUUUGUACCAUCAAGAGAGCUGGGGUAUGACUAUGAGUAUCUGCAAGAACCAGCACUUGGUUCUUUCCAGGACUUUUUAAUCCCCUAUCUCGAGCAAGCCCAACAGAUCUGGCCCUGGCUGGUUGGCGCAGCUGUGAUUGGAGGCAUAGUUACUGCUGUGCUCUCCGGGCUCAUCCUGGCCUGCAGGAAGAAAAGAACAGGAACUUCUCCAGAAAUACAACCCUUACUUGCAGAAAGUGAAGAUUACAACAAUGUAUCUUAUCAAUCCCAUUUCUGAAGACCUCCAGUAUCUCAGUGAUAUUUCUAAGGUGCUGGUCAAACAUGCAGUGUUUGAUUUAUGUUUACAAUGACCUUGUAGAGCUGUGCUGCAUAAGCUGGCUGGGCUGUCCUGCUCCUUGUGCCUCUUGUAACAUCCAGUGUUACAGUACCUUUUCAGCUCCAGACCUCCGAAAUCUCUCAGAUCCAACAUGUUACCAUGCCACCCAAGGAACAGUGUGUAAUUCCAAUGCUUGAUUAAACAAUGCUCCUGUGAAUCUGAAUGGCUUGCGUGCUGCUUACUCAGAUGCAUAAUUCUUUGAUCUUCUUUUUGCUGUUAUAUCUGUAGGCUCCAAUCCCACAGCCCAAUCCAUGUGAAGAAAUUCAAAGGGCACACGAAAGUGCAUGGCUUUAGUGACAGGCACUCGAUUGCAAGAUCAGUGCUACAUUCACCCUGGUGUUCAGAGCCCUUUAGUUUAGUGAGAGAAAUGUGCUGUCUGUGAGCAGAGUGAAUGACCCAUAGACACAUUUUUCUUUCAGGAUAUAAACAUUUUCCCUCCAGCUCCAGUAAUGCCCUGUUUGUCUGUGAUGGAAUGCCAUCAACUGCAGCAAGCGGGCUCUAAGGAACCACUUCUCGCUUGUCUCAAACAUUCCACUUACUCUUCUGCUAAAUCAUUUUCCAUUUGUCUGGGGUGCAGAGGGUUUUUUUCAGAGAUGAAACCUAGUCUCAUCUCUCUUCGGUUUGACUUAGGGAUACUCAGGUUAUGGCUGACUUGUGAUUGCUCAAUGGGCACAAAUUUCAUACGGGCAAUCCAUACAUGACGAAACAAGGUGUGUAAUCAUAUGACAAGCUUUAAACAAAAAGAAAUAUUAGUUUUCAGAGAUGGGGA